Nematocida minor is the source of this 1449-nucleotide messenger RNA. RefSeq lists its product as uncharacterized. Gene Ontology annotation, molecular function: protein disulfide isomerase activity. The transcript has a single exon. The coding region runs from base 1 to 1449 and encodes 482 amino acids. NCBI's taxonomy places the organism in Eukaryota, Fungi, Microsporidia. Gene Ontology annotation, cellular component: endoplasmic reticulum. The record is from RefSeq and is a predicted model, not a curated record.
AUGCUAAUAAUAGGUAUCGUUCAUUUACUGCUUAUCCAUUACGCCUUUGCUGAGACAUACAACACCUGCAAGGUUCUUCCUGUGGCAGAGGGCUACUCGAUUACGAAAUACUACGCAGAAAAGUGCGUGCACUGCCAAAGCAUUACUCCAAAGAUAAAAAAAAUAGUAAACUCAAUCGAGAGAAAAGGCAUAAACAUCACCGCAUAUAACGUAGAUACCGCCAAGUGCCACGAUGAGAUAGCUGAGAUAGAAGCCAUCCCGACGAUUAUUCUGCGCAAAGACAACAAAGAGCUCCUGAAGUUUUCCGGAGAUAUGGAGUACGAAAAAAUAGUAGAGAUGUUCACAGAGGCCACAGGGCUAAGCCACAGCAUAUUUGAGAAAGAAGUGCAUAUGCCGCAAGAGAUACUGUCCGUGACAAAGCAGGACUUCCUCUCUUCCUUUGUCGGCCCGUGGAUUGUCUAUUUUGAAAACGCAUACGACCAAGUCCUCGAAGACAUUCUUUUGGAAACCUACAAAUCUUUCCACGGAGAGAUAAAAAUAGCCAGAUACACCGGGGCAGAUAAGGAAAUAGUGGCAGGAAGGUACUACAUCUACGACUUCCCAGGACUUCUAGUCAUGUACGAUGGAAUACUGAUGAGGUACAACGGAGACAUGACGCUUGCAGCAUUCCACGAGUUCUGCAGCAGGCUGGUAGAGCCAAGCUUCAAAGACAUCACAACAGAUGAGCUGAGCAAGAUAUCCCAUCCCACCUUUGUUGUCUUCUACUCGGACAUUGUCCUGGCCAAUCGAGCAUUCAGAAGAAUAGCACACGACCUGAAAAUGAACGCGUCUACUUUCAAAAUGAAAAUAGAGUCUGAAGAGAAGGAGUCUAUCCUCCGGCUCGCAGUGUUCAAGAACGGAAACAAGUUCUACUACGAUGGAGACAUAAACAACGAAGGAGCAAUCAGAGAGUGGCUCUUCCAUGCACACUUCCCAAACAUUUCCAAACUGGGAAUGGACAACUUCUACUCAAUUUUCCACGGUCUUAAGCCUGUGGUGACCAUUGUUACAGAGGGAGGAAAUAAAGAGCUGGAAAACUUUGAAGAAAUAGCGUAUGAAAACAACAGAGGCGCUGCGUCAUCUCCCUACGUGUUCACAUUUGUUGAUAAGUCAGAAUAUCCAAAGUUCACAGAAACAAACUUUGGAGCCCUUAAGUCCGACUAUCUCAUCGUGUUCUUUAACCCAGAGCAGCAAAUGUUCUACGGAAGAAGAAGAAAGGCAAAGGAGUCGGUGCAGGCAUACUUUGACACACAGCUAAACGACUACAAAGAAGGAAAACUUCCCAAGUAUGCAAAAGAGAAUGUUGUUUCAUAUAAAAAGAUAGUUAUAGGGUGUGCCAUCGUAGCAUCAGUAGGCACUGGAUUGAAAAUGCUUCUUUCCUCUAAGAAAAAGAAAACGGUCUUAGAAUAA